AUGAGUGAGGAAGAAGAGGAGGAGGAGGACAUCAACUUCCAAAUGCUUCUCAUGAACACAGGGACCUUUCAGGGCUCAGAUCUUUGGUGCUGGAAACAUGACCACUGUCCAUGGACCAUCUCUCCCUUCUAGUACAAUUAUGGCAUCUGAAGCUACCGCUUCCACAACAUCUCCCACUGCGACUGUGAUGCCAGGUUCCAGCAAUGCCGGGACUCAGUCCCAGAGAUCGUGGGCGUGGCCGCCUUCUUCAUGAGGCAGGAGCAGGAGGCCUCAUAUGGCUCCAUCCCCCUUGCCUGUCUCCAGCCCAGGACCCCCUACAACACAUCCUGAAGCUCCCAGGGGCCUGAUGAGGUCCCGAGGUCCUUGAGUCCAGCCCUCACUAAGCCACUCCAGAAACAGUUGCCAGAGCAGAAAGACUCUAAGCACCAUGGAAGACCCCAUGGCAUAGUACCCAUGACCCUCCAAUUCAUUGCACAUCACACAGUAGUGGGGAAAAUGGAGGAAGGGCAUACCAAGGUGUUCAUUGACCCCAAAUGUGACCCUGUUCUGGGCACCCACCACUGGGCCAGCUACAGCUUUCAUCACCUGGACCUGUGUGAGACCCAGAUGGCGCUCCAGGAGACCACGUUCCAGUUGCUCAACAGGACCUGGGAGUCAUUCUUCCACUGCGAUUGCACCUACAGGCUGGCAUGAUCCCUAAGACUCUGAAGCUUGCCCACCAAGACACAUGUGCUCUGGGAGGUGCUGGGCACCAACUGCUUCAAACUGACUCUUGCAUUUGACUGUACUAAAGGCAAUGAGUAA
Molecule: messenger RNA, 804 nt
Organism: Suncus etruscus (white-toothed pygmy shrew)
Lineage: Eukaryota; Metazoa; Chordata; Mammalia; Eulipotyphla; Soricidae
Gene: PLA2G3
Product: phospholipase A2 group III
Biological process (GO): phospholipid metabolic process; arachidonate secretion
Molecular function (GO): A2-type glycerophospholipase activity
Source: RefSeq, a predicted model, not a curated record